CAGCCCAGCAGCUGUAGGUGCACUUAAUUAUUUUAUUCAAUAUAUAGAAGAGCAACAGAAUUAUAGUAAAUUCUGCUUUAAUCUGAUAUUUUACAUUUGGUAAAAUAUAUUUUACAUUAGGUAUUAUUCAUUUAAAUCCAUAAAAUAUAUUUUUUCAUAAUAGUUAAAUAGUAUCGUUAAGCCUAAGUGUCACGGGUUUGAAGGAGUGGAAUCCCAAAUAAAGGUAAGGGGAAAAAUAACAAAAUCCAACUCUCCAAACUUUAAAUCCAAAACUCCACAAUAUACAAAAACGGCAUAAUAGAAUUCCUGAAAUUCAGAUAUGGCUUUGUGUGGGGUUAUGCCACCCUGAGACUUUCAGUGGCCCCAUCUAGCAACCUCUGUAAAAAAAAUUAGGGCGUCUGAGUAUAGGACUACAGAGACCAGGAUUCACCGUGGACCGUGAUAAAAAAUAUAUAUAAAAGUAAUUUUUAAAUACUUUUUAUUCAAUGAAGAGAUAUUGAUUCUUCUUCAUGUGGGACAGAGGGGGCGGCGCCCUAGCGCCCUCUAUUGACCAGCCUCCACUGGACACGGUGGAGGGGAGAGGAAGUAGAUUUGAUAAUUUGUAAUGUACAGAUGCAACCAGAGGGGGGCAGUAGUGCCGUGAAACCCAAGCGAGAAGAAGAAGGAGAAGAAGGCGACGUUUGUUCACAACACGGAAGAGGAGAAAAAACGAUGCAGUGAUGUAUGAAGCCGGGUGAACAUGUGCAUCGUAAGAUAAACUCGACUACUGUGGCCUUCACAGAAAAAAAACAGGCAGACUGACAGGCAGGCGGCGCCUUCAUAUGAAGUUUUAUGUGCGCAAGACAGCGGUGGUUAGCUCAACGCGAACGUGUUCGUUUUUUUUGUUAGUUUUUUUAAACUUGUGCGGCUCUUUCCACACGGAGCGACAGACAACUCGACGAGGGAAUUAAAAUGUCUUUCGCCAACCUGUUCACGAGUCUGUCAGCUGUCGACGGAGACGCCACACACAGGAACCAGAGUGAUGUUGGCAAAAGAGGCAACGGCAGAAAGAGGAAACCUCCGUGUGAGCAGACAGGCCCUGACAACAAGAAACAUCGUUAUGAAGCCCGGACAAGCAGAUCUCAGCACACCAAUCCUUUUACACAUGAUGAUUCCACAUCCAUGUGCUAUCGUAUGCCAAACAUUGAACACGCGAGCACUGGCUUCACCAAAGAAGAGAUGCAUAAACACAGUGAUAACAUUGAUAACAAUUACAUGCAUCACAAAAAAAAGAACUACAGAGGCAGAAAUAACCGUAAUGUGUACAAGCAACAGCAGCAGAAAAAAAUGGUGGAGGGCCAGGAAAGUCUGCAUCGACCUUAUUAUAGAGGAAGAGGUAGCAACAGAGAUGGCUGCUAUCAGACCAGACCAACUUCAAGGAGAGGUGGAGGAGACCGUAAACAUGGAUAUGACAGGCAGUUCCACGCGAAAACCCCAAGAUCGAUGACACAAGAGUUCAAAGAGCAGAAUACUUUGCUAGUGGACGGACAGUUACUUUGUCGACAUUUCCUUUGGGGACGGUGCAUCAAGGGCGACGAGUGCCAACUGAAGCACAUUCAGGGUUACAACGAUCUCGUGAAAGAGGUUUGCAAAUUUUACGUCCAAGGAUUCUGCUCAAAAGGGGAGAGCUGCCCAUACAUGCACAAGUCCUUUCCCUGCAAGUUCUUCCAUAGAAAAGGAAAUUGUUCUCAGGGAGAAGAUUGCAGGUUCUCACAUGAGCCACUCAAUGAGACCACUGGCCGACUGUUGGACGAGGCAUUAAAACGAGAGAAUGACUUGUACGAACUUUCAAAAAAAGCCCAGCAGGUGUCGCCAGGGCAACCAGCGACACCAGAUGAGUCUGAAGUUAUGGAGGAAAAUAGAACUGAUGUGCCAAUUCAACAACUCAGCUUUUACAACAGUGGAGGGACAAACGCUGAGCAGGAAGCCUUGUUAUGCAAGACUGAAGAGCUGUGUGGAAUCACGGAGACCACUGUCCCACCAGAAGCAUCAGACAGUGCCCAGCUUCUCAGCCCUCUUUCAACUGGCCUUAAUCGCGAGGAGCCAGUUUGUUAUUCAGUCGAAGCAGUGCUUGGACCUCAGCUCUUCAAACCGUUCCCAAGUUUCUUCUCAACUCCCGGUACAAGUAUGGACUCUCUGCCUCUCUCUGGUCCUCCGACUUCCACUGCAGAGCAAAGCAAAGCUCCUUACUCCGUCGGCGCUGACAAUACCGUCAGGUCUCGUAAAUCGGUGGCCAGUUCUGCCUUAGGUUACUUAUCCACCCAUCUGUCUGUACAAUCUGUAUUCUAUACUCCAAAAAGUGACUGCGAAGAGCUCACCGAUCCUCUGAGGAGCUCAGAAGCAGAGAAGGUCCCGUAUUCUCCCAGUAACAGAAUUGAAACUAAUAAACCGCAGGAAAGAAUGUUCAGGAGCCUGCCAUCCCUCAAGGUGCACACUAAUCCUAUGUCAAAGACUCGUCCCGAUGUUACCCCUGCUCAAAGAGCUUACCGUGAAGGCAAGUUGGAGUCGUUGCAAUCUCCCGCUGCAGUGGCAGAGACGUCGGUGUCCUCCAAAAGAAAAGGAGAUCUGCAAGAGAGCACUCACCUGCUUGUGAACUUUAACGGUGUUCUCCCUUUUGCAGCCACUAAGCACAGAAUCCAGACAUUCACUCCUACACCGUUGAGGCCACGUCUCUCCGGUCAGACGCCUGAUUCACAAGCCUCAGUAAAGACUUUAUGUGCCUCUCUAGGUUACUCAGAGUUUAAAGGUCCAGCUGGGGUUCCUGCCGAAUCUUUCACUAGCUCUGCUAAGACAAGUGAUUCUAGAAACUCUUCUGUCAUUCGUCGUUUCACAGCAAAACAACCCACCGAGACCCAUCAGUCCUCCAAAAAAUCACAAUCGGCCCUCAUACCUGGCUCACAGCGACACUAUUCGACUGAAACCGCAGCAGAGUGCAGCAGCAGAGUGACACGUUGUGAUGAUUUGUCAGUUGGAUGUAGUAAAACUCAGAAAAGAUCAUUUUGUAACCUUUUUGCAAGCCCCAUUGCUGACAGCCUGAAGCCCACUCCAGGCUCUCUAACCCCUGCUUGUGCUCGAGGCUUCAUUCAAGCUUCCUGUCCUGCUCCACAGUCCACACAGAGUAAAGGUUUACAUGUUCAAACUGCGGUUGAACCAGACAAGGCCUCGGCCACGUCCUUCCUCGGUCUUUUCGCUGCCCCUCUUGGCGCUGCUCCUCCACCAUGCAUGCAGUCUCAGCCAGAUUAUUCCCGCACCGCCUCCUGUUCUCAAGACCAGCCUGCUGAGGACCCAUCUCGUUCAUCAGACUCUAAACAAAGAGCUUCCAUUUCAGAGACGACUCUGCCACACCUGGACGAAACUGACAUGAAACGAAUUUCUCGCAGGCCAACGUUUUCGAAACACUCCCCUAGUCCUAAAACUGAAAAUGAAGAUGAUUUAUCUGAGGCUGUAAAUCAACCUGCAAAGCAGCAGGAGAAUCCCGUCCGUGGCAUUGCGUCUGAUUCUCUCAGCGAGAUGUCUUCCAGUCCAACUCCCUGUUGCGACGGUGCAGAUCCAUCCACAACCCAGGCUCACCGACAGCUGCCAGACAUCUCAUCGCCGAAACGAUCUGCAGUGGCAGCCUCUGCGAAUUCAGUUCUGAAGACUCUCUUUCUGUGUCUGGACCCGUUCGUGCAGGACGCAGAGCAACGGGACAGUAUUCACAUCAGCGUCCCUCCAGAAAGUGAACAGCAGGACCAGAGCUGCAUCUCCGCUAAGCAACAACGGAAGAGUAAAAAGAAAGGAAGACAGAAGAAAAAGACUCAACAUUCCCACCAACAGUCGACUGACAACAGCACAGACCACCAGCCCUCGGCUCAGACCUCUGUUAGCUCUCUGGAGGCAACAGUCGGGUCGAACCUCAGCGCUCCGGCUGGGACUGAACCUCCGGCGCGCACAACUUGCCGUUCAUACCGGUGAUGCAACCGACAUAGCAUCACGCCCAACCCAGACUGAAGAACACCUGAAAGGAAGGAACGUAGGUUAAUGGGGAGGUAGCGGCCACGCCGCUCAAGGACAUAAAAAAACUUAAGGCACUUUCAACAGCGGACAUUAACGUCUGAGUUUUCUUUAGUUUUACCUCACUAACAAUCUUGGUUAAGAUAUUUAGCUCUUUUGACUGAAAUUUGUGUGAAUCAAAGUUCAAGGCUCUGAUCUUUAUCACCUUUGUGAUGACAUUUUAUCAGAACAUUUUAGUUAUGAAAAUCAAAAACUGUGAUUGAAUCAUGUCAUUGCAUCAAACAAUGAUGUCCAGUUCUCACUUCUUUGAAGGUUUUUUUUUUCUUCAUUUUUAUGCCUUGUCUAAUUUUGCAAAGUACAGAGGUUAAAUCUUUGUAUGCUGUGCAUAUAUAUGUAAGAUGUGUGUACGUGUAUGAAACAUGCUGAUUUAAAGGAUUUCCUGACAUGAAUAUGUAAGUAGUGAGUCUGUUGGUACAUUUAGAAAGAUGCAAAAGCUGACAGUGCAGACAGCAGUGUGACCGCUCGGCCUCUUGCUGACCACGUUCCCAUGUCCAAAGGUGCUGAAGGUGAGUUGGUCUGGGUCUUGUCUCUGAAGGGUUCCCCUGGUCCGUUUGUGCUCCUUGUGCACUUUAUGUAUUACAUAUUUCCCACAGAUAUUUACCUGAUGGGAGAUUUAAGCAAACCCCACAAACAUUUUCAGAUCUGUUCAAUGUUGACAACUUAAAGGCUUCCCUGCAUUUAUAAGUCAUUUUGGUGAAGUUUUGUUUUUACGACAACAUCUCUGUGCACAGUGAAGCUUUGUAUAGAUGAGAGAGAAAUUAGAUACAUAUUAUUUUGUCACUUAAAAUAAACUGAACACAUUUUUUUUAGGGACAGGAUUCAAUAUAGCUACAGCUGAAAGAAAUACUCUUCAAAAAGACAUCAUGUAAAGUGGAAAUUGUAGAUUCAGUUGAUGGCAUAAUUUUAAUAAAAUGUCAACCUUACACGUACAGUAUGUGAGAAAAUGUUGGGAAAAGCUAUUCUCUGGACAUAAGUAAAGACAUUAUUCAACACAACAUGCAAUGACACAUGCGAAACAUUUGGAUGGCAACUUUAUCAACUCAAAAGCUAUUCUCUGGACAAAUAAGUAAAGACAUUAUUCAACACAACAUACAAUGACACAUGCAAAACAUUUGGAUGGCAACUUUAUCAACUCAAAAGCUAUUCUCUGGACAAAUAAGUAAAGACAUUAUUCAACACAACAUGCAAUGACACAUG
Molecule: messenger RNA, 5289 nt
Organism: Scophthalmus maximus (turbot)
Lineage: Eukaryota; Metazoa; Chordata; Actinopteri; Pleuronectiformes; Scophthalmidae
Product: flocculation protein FLO11-like
Exons: 11
Coding region: 952-3993 (1013 amino acids)
Biological process (GO): negative regulation of DNA-templated transcription
Cellular component (GO): nucleus
Molecular function (GO): metal ion binding; RNA binding
Source: RefSeq, a predicted model, not a curated record